Messenger RNA from Helicoverpa armigera (cotton bollworm), 989 nucleotides. RefSeq lists its product as uncharacterized. The transcript is spliced from 3 exons. The record is from RefSeq and is a predicted model, not a curated record. The coding region runs from base 98 to 745 and encodes 215 amino acids. NCBI's taxonomy places the organism in Eukaryota, Metazoa, Arthropoda, Insecta, Lepidoptera, Noctuidae.
CUUUUGCACUAUCGAUUGCGUUAUUCCCUUCGUAGCCUCCUCGAAGUAGGACGUAUCGGGAGUUCUGUGGUUUAAGUGAGAUAAUAUCUGAAUUAAAAUGGCGAAGAAGAUUGGUCCAGAGGAGAACUACUGGUCGCCCUUCCAGCAGGACAUAAUGAAGAUGGUGCAGCGCCAUCCCAUCACCUACAUAAGGGAUAUCAUGAUGACCCCGACGCAGUACAAAGCUGCUGUGACCACUGCCUGGGACAGGAUCUCCCGCGAUAUACACAUGCCGCAAAAACUGUGCAAGCAAGAGUGGACCAGCAUUAAAUUCAGAUAUGCAAAGCUGAAUAAUAUGAUCCGUUAUGGGAAAGUUACUGAGGAAAUCAUCCAAAUGCACCCAAAAACUAGCAAGUAUCUGGAUGGGUCCCUCGACUUUAUGGAUGCGUAUAUCUACGAGAUAACAGACGAGGAAAUACCAACUUGCAUCCAUAAGCGAUUCAACAAGAUGUUUGGGGUUACCAACAAACAGGUGGUAACUAAGGAGAUGGUACAGGCUUUGCUAAAAAAAAGGACGCAAGAGGAAGAACCUAAUGAUGAGAUGGGCAAAAUUCAUGUUCAGAAUCUAAUGAACAUUGUAGAGAAUGCUGUAGAGCGUUCACUUAGGGAGAUGACUUCAGCUGACGAGCAGCCGGAGCAUCGAACCGCCGGACUGGAAAACGACCGCGAGGAUAAUGCUCAAGAGGGAGCCAGUAACUGGCAGUAGAGUGGACGGCGAGGUGCAGACUGGAAGAAGAGGAUGGUGCAGCGGUGUUCCCACCGAAAAAAACGAUCAAGAAAAAAAAAUGAAUGAAGAGAUGUAGACUGAUAAAGGAAGCCAAAUUUGGACUUUUUUAAUGUUAGACGUAGUAACUAUUUGAAGUCAUACAAUAUACGGUCAAUGUAUCAGUACCAAUGAUAUUGUAGAUCUUUGAAAUUAAUUAAAUGUACUCUUUCUCUUAUGAAUAAAA